AUGGCUCUCCGCGCCGGGCCCCGCGCCUUCAGCCGCGCCGAGCUGCGCCAGCGCUGCGCCCAGGGCUCCUGCCUGGUGCUCCGCGGGCGCCGCCUCUACGACCUCUCGCCCUUCGUGCGCCUCCACCCGGGCGGCCCGCAGCUGCUCCUCCAGCGGGCCGGCAGCGACAUCGGCGCCGCGCUCGACGGGCCGCCGCACCGGCACUCCGACAACGCGCGCCGCUGGCUCGAGCAGUACUACCUGGGCGACCUCCGCGAGCCCCCGCCGGCCCCCGCCGCCGCCGCCCGAGACGCGCAGAGCGGUGUCGAGACAUGCACCUCCACCUGUCCACCAGCAACCAAGACGAACAGGAAGAUGGAUCCCCGGUGUCAGGCGGUUGAUAUGGAUAAGGAUCUUGUGGACUGGCGCAAGCCAUUGCUCUGGCAGGUGGGCUACCUGGGGGAGAAGUAUGAUGAGUGGGUACAUCAGCCCGUGGACCGGCCGAUCCGCUUGUUCUACUCGGAUUUCAUAGAGUCUCUCUCCAAAACAGCAUGGUACAUGGUCAUAGCUGUCUGGAUUCCAGUGGUGCUCUAUCUGAUCUGGUAUUGCUAUACAUCUCUUGCCAAAAACGACACCCGACUUUUUUCUUCAUUCACAACAGAGUAUUCCAUCCGUGUUCACAAGUACUUUUUCCCAGUGAUCUUCAUGGCUGGGAUGUUUACCUGGUCCUUCAUCGAAUAUACCAUCCACCGUUUCCUGUUCCACAUGAAGCCGCCCGCCAGCAACUAUUAUCUCAUCACCCUACACUUCAUGCUUCAUGGCCAACAUCACAAGUCUCCAUUUGAUGACUCGCGCCUAGUUUUCCCGCCUGUACCAGCAUCCCUGCCCAUCUUUUUGUUCUACCUGCUUGCCAAUCUUCUGUUUCCGGAAGCAUUUGCCACAUCCCUCUUUGCUGGAGGACUUUUUGGCUACGUUCUCUACGACAUGACCCACUAUUACCUGCAUUACGGCUGUCCAAAAGAAGGCACUUACCUGCACAGAUUGAAGGCCUAUCACGUAAAACAUCACUUUGAACACCAGAAAGCAGGUUUCGGCAUCACCAGCACAUUAUGGGAUUAUCCAUUCCAGACGCUAAUCCCAGAGGAAACCUUUGAGAAAGAAGACUAGCAUCCGCUGCCAUUCUCCUGUGUGAUCAUCAGCAAGAUUUUGUGUGUGUGUGUGUGUGUUGCAGAACUGUUGGACUUUUGAGGCUUGUGACCCUCAGAGAGAAGAGUAUGGGUUUGGUUUCAUUUUUUCCCCUGUGGCCCGGUGACUCUGUGUAAGGUAUUGCUUCUAGGAGGCAGGCUGCCUUAUGAGGUGGCUGAAACCCUGGAGCCCCACAGAGGCGAAUGGAGGGGAGAGGAGGAGGGCUGUACUUCUGGGCUGUAGCCAGGGUGAGAGCACAAGGAAAGGGUCAGAUGCACCCCAGCUGAGACCUCUGUUUGAAAUACUCCAGAAAUGUUACUUUUUAAAGACGGUAUAUGCAGUAGCCAUCUUGGUGGGGAACUCGUGUCUCAUGAUCCAAACCGCUCUUGCUAUCAGGGCACAGCCCAAACAGUUUGGGUGGUGGUCAAAGGACUGCACGCUGGAAUGAAGGAGAGCUCUGGAGAUACCAAACUGUUAAUUCUGGGCAAUGAUCUACACCCAGCUCAAUGCAUCACCGACAAAGGGAAAGGGGCAUUUGUUCUGCAUAAGCGAGUAAACUCGUUGGGUAUCUGCAGUGGCCGCCAUCCCUUUGGACCUGGAGGCAAUCCUGACACAUUUAAGACGGGGCUUCAUCAAUUCCUUGGGUUUAUUAGCCCAGUGCCAGGACUGGGAUGCAGAACAAUAGCAGUGUGAGGUCUAAGAGAUCAGCUAAGCCUCGCUCUCCUGUCCCAAGACCGGCCGUCUUGCACCAAGUGCCCUCGAUUGGUGCCUCUCCCAUCACUCAUGCCGCUUCUUCUUGACUCAGAGACUGGAAACGACACAAUGCCACAUGGGCAUCACAUUUGAAAUCUUUGGUGGGUUGUGGCGGGGCUUUGGCGGGUUGUGGAUCGGAGCAGAUGAAGGCAGAGAGAGAGAAUAGGAAAUUGGCAGAAUAGGGGGGGGAAGAGAAUUUCCCAAGAUCUGAACAGGUGGAAAGAAGUGUGGGCUCCUCUCCUCCAAAUACCCCCGGAUUCGGAACCAUUCGACCAAAAUUAUAUAUUUGUAGAAUUACACAGAUAUGACAUUCUGCUGUGGUCAAAUGCAAAAGGGAUCCAAAAAUAUGCUGAGGAAUACUGUACAUUCUCCUAUGACUGUGUCGGAUGACUCUGAUCCUGGAUUCCUUAUUUAUUUUUCGCAGCCUGUUAAUUCUCAAGACCAUAUCAGUUUCUUCAUGAGCUGCCUUCUGAAUCCAUUGCACUUCAUUCCCCAUAAGACAGUCAGUGGUACUCACUCCACAGCUUGCAUUCCAUGAACCAAAAGAGACAUGUUCACUUCCAGGGCUUUUUUUUCAGCUGGAACGCAGUGGAACGGAG
This is a messenger RNA of Eublepharis macularius, 2516 nucleotides long. RefSeq names its product fatty acid 2-hydroxylase (gene FA2H). Gene Ontology annotation, molecular function: heme binding; fatty acid 2-hydroxylase activity; iron ion binding. Gene Ontology annotation, cellular component: endoplasmic reticulum; membrane. The transcript is spliced from 7 exons. Gene Ontology annotation, biological process: fatty acid metabolic process; lipid biosynthetic process. The record is from RefSeq and is a predicted model, not a curated record. The coding region runs from base 1 to 1146 and encodes 381 amino acids. Lineage: Eukaryota; Metazoa; Chordata; Lepidosauria; Squamata; Eublepharidae.